UUGUCUGUUUGUAUUUAUUUUUUAAAACGUUUUAUUUAUCUUUAACCGUAAGCAACAGUUCAACUAACGACACCGAAUCCGGCGGCGCGUUUACUGCCGGCAUUACGGUCGUUACGCAGCGACACGCGUCCGCCGUCGCAGCAGCAGCAGCAGGACGGUAAGAACCGGGCUCGUCUUGUCUGACGGCGAUCACCUGAUCAGAUCGGUCGUCUUAGCCGCGCCGUCGACGCCCGUGUGAACAUCUGGGGCCAGAUGUGCCACUGAGCGCGACGCCGAGAGGGGAUGCAAGGGGUCGUGUCGCGUCCAGCCUGGUGGGCUCCGGUGUUAGCAUGUGGCUAACGUUAGCUGCUGCGCUCGGACAGAAGUAGCUCGGCCUCGCUCCGGCGUUCGGAACCGGCUCUUUGCGUGUGUUACUUGUGGGUUUUUCUGCAGUUUCUCUGGAAUGCAUCUCUCCAAGAAAUGCUCCGUCUUCAAAGUGGUGCUGAGUGCUCUGCUGAUCGUGGCGCUCCUGCAGCUGAUCUACCUGUCCUUCUUGUCCACGUUUCACGGUAAGCAGCAGCGGUACCGAUACUCGGAGCUCUUCGGGGUCAGGAAGAAUGGGCACCCGGAGAAAAACUCCCGGAAGGAGCGUCUGAGGUACUCGCUGUCCACCGGCGGGAUCUUCGACCACAGCGGCCAGUACCGGGUGUACAAGAACCUGGUCAAAAGCGACUUCACCACAAACCUCAAGCCGGGAACCGAUGCCGGGUCCAACGUCCUGGCUCUCGCCACGCACACGACCAUCAACAACCUGCAUCACCUGGAAUCCCUCGUGGAGAGGUGGCACAACCCUCUGGCCGUGGCCAUAUUCGCCCACGGGGAAGAUGUCAAGUUCGCCACGGCGCUGGUCUAUGCCCUCAGCUUCUUCUGCCCUCAGAUCCAAUCCCUGGUGGACUUCCACCUGGUCUGCCUCUCCGGAGAGAUGGCCAGUUUCCCGGAGCAGGACCGCGAGCACUUUGCGGGUCUCGAGGACUGCGCCUCCGUGUUCUCCAGACUGGAGACGCACAGGGACAAGCACAAGAACUACGCCAUCGGCGGCAACGUCUCCUACCCCAACAACCUCCUGCGCAACGUGGCCCGGGGCGGCACGCAGGCCUCCUACGUCCUGGUCAUCGACAUGGACAUGAUGCCCAGCGCCGACCUGCACCAGCAGUUCCUGGCCAUGAUCCUGAGCGGCGGGCCGCCGGGCGACGAGGUGUUCGUGCUGCCCGCCUUUGAGAUCCGCCACGCCCGCAAGAUGCCCGCCAACAAGGCCGAGCUGGUGCAGCUCUACCAGGUGGGCGAGGUCCGGCCCUUCUACGAGGAGCUGUGCCCCCGCUGCCAGGCGCCCACCAACUACUCGCGGUGGGUCAACAGCCACGUCAGCGAGGCGGGCCCGCUGGCGACCGCCUACACGCUCACCUGGACGGACCCCUGGGAGCCCUUCUACAUCGGGCCCCGCGCCGCGCCGCCCUACGACGAGAACUUCAAGCAGUACGGCUUCAACCGCAUCAGCCAGGCCUGCGAGCUCCACGUGGCCGGGUACAGGUUCUCUGUGCUGAGCUCGGCCUUCGUGGUGCACCGAGGCUUCAAGAUCCAAGGGGAGUUCCACGCCAGGAAGGACGAGGAGAACAAACGCAACCGCCUGCUGUUCCGCAGCUUCAAGGAGGGCCUGAAGGCCAAAUACCCGUCCUCCAGCCGCCGGUGCUGAGGCCGGGAAAGGUUAUACGAUACUAUCACGCGGGAUGAGAAGUCUCCUGAGGUGGGGGGGUGAAGGGGGGGGGGGGGGUCCUAUCUGCUCCGUUUGCUUCUCAGUGGCGUGGGGCGGCCACCAGGUGGCAGCAGGUGCUCGAGGGUUGAGGGAGGCAAGCUUUACGCAGGUAAAGGUAACAACCCGCACGUUUUAAAAAAAUGUAAAAACAACGGCCGUGAAAAGGGUUGUCGGCUCCACACCAGUAGAUCAGUCAAAUGAAUGGUUUUAUACUGGCGGUAUUGUCUAAGCUACUGGUACAGCACACCCAGUGUUACACAUAAAAUAUCACUCUAUUCACACACUCUGCAUACGCACAUAAACGUAUGCGUUUCUGAUUACUGCAUUGAUGCAAUAUUUAAUUUAUUGUGAAAAUAUUUUAGUUUUUAAAUGACCCUCAGCAGGAAAACUGUAGCCUGGAAUGGUGUUUGGUGCAAAAAAUGUUUCUUGUGAAAUAAUUUCUGUUUUUAGAACCACUUUAAAUAAAUCAUUUGGUGUUUUUGGAGAGUUGGCAAUUUCAACGUUUGACCUUUGUGAUGAAGUGAAGUGCUUUAUUUCUCCUUUGUGUUUUCUUGAAAAAUAAUUUCCUUUGUUAUUUAUCUCUUGGUUUUAUGUUUUAAAUAUAAAACCUGAUUUGGACUGUUGGACUUUCUAUUAAACCCACAGGAUUUUUUUUGUUUAUUAUUAUUAUUAUUAUUCAAGACUACUGAACAACACGUCACAGGAAAGCCCUUCAUGAGCCCAAAUUCAAUCAAUUAACUUCCCCACAGGGACUGUUUCUGUGAGCAUGAAGCCGAGGACAAGCCACGAACCACCGGGCUUAAACAGCACCGAGUCCUGAUGGACAGUUGUGGGUUUUUGUGUUGGUCAUUCACACGAAAAAACUACAAGAUAUCAGCGCGAGUAUCGCUCACCAAGCCCUUGACACGGUUGACAUUUGCAUGUGGUGUAACAUGGCUUAAGACGGGGGUUUAGAGGCAUCCCUGCACCAAUAGCAUUAGCGUGUGGUGGGUGAUUACACGGCGAGUCGGGCCAGCAUCCAAUUAAAAGCUCCUUUUUAGUAAUUAAGAAGUCUAUUAAAGUGGACUUCAAGGAAAUCCUCGGCGAGGAGGGAAGGCGGCAGCUCGUUUCACGUCUCGGGAAAGUUCACUUCAGUAAAUUUUAAAAAAAACAA
Pungitius pungitius (ninespine stickleback) is the source of this 2942-nucleotide messenger RNA. It is a transcript of the gene b4gat1, whose product is annotated as beta-1,4-glucuronyltransferase 1. Bases 443 to 1729 code for a protein of 428 amino acids. The record is from RefSeq and is a predicted model, not a curated record. The transcript has 2 exons. Gene Ontology annotation, cellular component: Golgi apparatus. Lineage: Eukaryota; Metazoa; Chordata; Actinopteri; Perciformes; Gasterosteidae. Gene Ontology annotation, biological process: protein O-linked glycosylation via mannose. Gene Ontology annotation, molecular function: glucuronosyltransferase activity.